UAUGGCUUUGACAUUUCUAGUGAAGCGAUUGUAAUAUCUUCCGUUGGUGUAGGUGAUUGUAUGUAGGUUUAUGUUGUGAUGGAUAGGGAUGAAUGAUAGGUGUUUGAAAGAUGUAGAGGUGCCACCACGAUUACGCUAUUUUUAUGUGGUGGUGCACUCUAUUGUAAUUAGUUAAUAAAAUUGAAGAGGGUCCAGUAGUUGCAAAGAAUAUAUCAUAGUUUGACCAUUUUGAGUUCCUCUUGUUUUGAUAUAAUGGUUGAUCGAGUUCCAUUUGUAGUGGAAAGUAUAUAUCAAGUAGAGGGUCUUACACCUGGAACACCAAUCUUCAUCACAAAAUUUGUACCUGCUGAAGUUCAAACACCAUGCUUGGGAGCAGCUGCACUUCUACCUCCUAACCCAACGGCUGGUCCUCCUGCCCUUAAGACUGUUUUCCCUGGAAAUGUUUCACUGGCACGUUCUGUCACACCUCUGCUGUUGAGCAGUGCUGGACCACAGAAGUUUGCGCAAGUUCCUGCUGUUACUUCAUCUGGUACUGUUCAGGCACCCAGUGUUAACAGUGGCAAUUUCUUCCCUUCUGCCUUGCAACAGGAACAGAGCAAACCAUUAAUGGUAACCAAUACUGUAGGUCCAGAUGCAUUUGCCCAACAAUUUACCUGUCCAGUUCGCCCAUCACUUAGCAUUGCACCAGUGAGAUAUCAACAGGUGAUGACUCCUUCUACUCCAAUGAAUGAUGUCAAUGCAGAGUUCCUUAGUCAUAUUGUUGGCUUAGUGUCAGCUGUACCUCGUGCACCUCGUGCCAUUCAGCAGGUCUGCAUAGGACCAUCUUUACCUCAGGGCAACAUUGCUGUACCCCCUCCACCACAGUCUCCAAGCAUUACAUCAUCCGUGAACCUUCAACCAAAUUUGCAGCAGGUUCGCGUUGCAACUCCACCUGUUGGCACGGGGGCAGACCGACCUGCUGUAGUCAUUAAUGUUCCUGCGCCUGGCCACCCUCAGUUCAGCAACAGCAUUUCAUCUGCAGGAUUCACGACUACAUUCCAGCAGAACCGCAGUGUUAUUCCAUUACCCUUCACGAGCUCUGACACUGAAAGGUUUACACAGUUUACUAACACCGUUCCACCAGGAUCUAUUGCAAAUGUUCCAACAUCUCUUGCUGUUAGCCUUCAACAGCAGAGCAGCGCAAUGGCUAUGCAACCAGUGUUAUAUCCAUCUUUUACUGCCCCUGUGAGUGAGACUGGUAUUGCAAUUGUUGCCACUAGUGCUACUUCUGGAGAAAUAACAGAAAUUAUUGAAGCUCCUGAUUCACCUUCAAUUGACAGUUCUCACCAAGAAGAGCCCUGUGAUGUGGAAAUGGAAAUGCAGGCUGAUUUAACCCCAGAAACUGUAAGCACUACAAGUCAGACGAAUUCCUGUGAAGAAAAUGAUGAACUUUACGAAGAAAGGCAUCACAGUGAUACAGGCAGUCUAAGUAUUUCAAGCAAAAGCAGCCAGGCUACAUGUGAUGCCAGUACAUUUAAUCAAGACGAUGAAGUAAUGUACAAGGGAAAGUCUCCUGAAGAUGCCCUAGGUGACAUCACUGACACUUCUUCGUCUGUGGUUGUAAGUAAUGACGACACUGUUGAAUUCAAUAACCCAGAAAAGUCAGUUCAGAUUUGUGAGAGGACAGAGCAAGAUGUGUCUUGCACAACGGUGCUUCCAGUACCAGAGCAGUCAGUAGUUAAUAGCAACACAGAAGAUAAAUGUAUAGAGACAUCUGACAUAGAAGAAUCUGGGAGGAAAGCUAUUGAAGCUUACCUAAAUAAGCAAGAUAUGGGACCUUUCCAGUGUGAAGAUUGUGGAAAGCUGUAUUCACAACGUAUGGACUUGGAGCGCCACAUGUGGAAGCAUACGGGUGAGAAGUUAACAGCUUAUUCAGAAUCCAAGAUGUCAUAUGAUACAUCUCUUGCACCUAAUCAGAAGAGUUCAAAGACCACAGAUAAGUGUUACUGCUGCAAAUGGUGUGGUGCAGCCUUCCGUCGCAUUGUCAGUCUCCGAAAACAUGUAGGAACCCACAGCAAACAUUUACAUACUUGUGAACAAUGCGGUAAAACAUUUGCAACUAAAGAAGAUCUAACCAACCACAUUCGGAAUCAUUCUGGAGCCAAAUCGUUGUUUUGUGGAGAAUGUGGAAGGGUAUUCAUGGAAAGAGCUAAACUGAAAAAUCAUAUCAAGGAACACCAGAAGCAGUGGCUGGGAAUAAUCACUAGGCUAGCACUUAACACCACAGACUCUUAAUGUUUACAUUUCAGGUACAUUUUGUGCAGGCUAGUUCUUGAGCUGAGCAAUUGCUGCUAAUUUCAUAUCUUUUUAAUAGUCACCCAACACAAACUUUUCAUUUCUCUUACCAUCUCUUUCAUUUACCAGAAUAAUGUAUGACUAUUCAUUCUACCUUUCUGCAUUAUUUAUCAAAUUGCACUGCAUAUAUUUUUAUGUUUUUACACACGCGAGACAGAUGGUAUCAAUCCCCUUACAAAUGACUGUCCAGUAUGCUCCAGAAGGCUAUGUCAUAAACCACUGGUGUUCUUUGGAGCAAAUAUUGUAAAUAAUUUGUAGUAAAUCCUAAAGGAUUACUGCCAAUGAAUUAUUUGAGUGUAAGGAAAUAAAAGAACAACAAAACUAGACAGCACUGUACUAAGGCUAUACCUUGUAUUUUAGCUUAUAACCAAUUGAACAAAAUGAGCAGUCAGUUCACAAAGGCUUGUAAGAAAGCAGACUUGGGAUACAGAGUUAUUGUCUGUUGUAAACCAUAGUGUGUGAUCUGUGUACCUUGAAUUUUACUCUUUAUUUUUCUUUAGCAUAGACUUUUCUUUCCCUCCGUAUGUUGAUGUUUGAGAGUGUAGCACAUUGACUUCAGAAUGGGGAGGCAAUGACACUACCUAGUAUUAAAUACUGCCACUUAUCCAUAAUACUAUAGCAGGAGGAUGAGAGGAGUUUUGCGUAAGUAACAGAAAUUUGUAUGCAGUGGGGUAUUAUGACAUAUCAAAAGUGUGCCAAAACUUAUACUUUUUGUUUUUAAGUCCAGUGUUUGACAAGCAUCUAGCAAAUGCUUUCAAAACUGCGUUAUCUGCUGAUUGGUUUGUCAGAUAAAUCAGAGGAAGUUAGAGAGUUGAUUCAGAACUGCCAAAGAUAGAAUGAUUUAAGAAAUAUUUACAUAUUGUGCUGUUGUAUUUUUCCACACAAUGUCCACUAAGGGGCUCUUCCCCUCAAAUUGUGUGUGGCUCAAGGUCGCAUGUUCUGUAGAGUGCAUUGCCUUGCAGAACUUGAACAUUAAUUGUGUAUCUUGCAAUGGAUUUAUAAAUUUGGUUUUGAACUGUUUAUGUGAAGAAGAAAUUCCAUCCCUCUCCCCACCCCACUGCUGUAAGAUGCAUGUGUCUGAAAAUCUUUCACUAGAAUUUAGGUAUGGUACACGUGUGUGUGGAGGGGGGGGGGGGGGGGGGGGGGGGGAGAGAACUGCACCUCUGUUUUGCAUUGUCACAUUUUUUGUAAUUGCUUUUAGUACAACUUUACAACCAUUAUAUGAUAACAUCCAUGUUCAGUCAGCCACUAAUGAUGCAGUUACUUGGUAGUAAGUUUCAAAAUUACUCUCACAUACUGCAUAUUUCCCAAAGUAAUUACUAACUUGUGUAACAAUUUUGUUUCAUGUUUGUGACUGUGUAUAAUUUUGUCAUCCUUUCACUGAAACUACUAAAAAAUUGUAUUAAAUGUAUUUUGGAAAUAAUCAGUGUCAAGACUUUUCUGAUGGCUUAUUAUGUAUUAGUCAACCACGGUAUUAUUGUACCUGAGAGUGAUGGCAUUUUGGUCGGCUUAUCAUGACUCAACACAUAACCGGCAUUGGUAGUAUAGGCAGAACUGACCUGGAAAUGUUAACAGUGCGAUGUGUUUUCCUUAAUCACCCUGUACUACUUUGCUGCACUGUAGCUGUGUGUUUCCAACAGGGGCAAAGUGCAAUAAUAUCGUGGUUGAGUAGUGUAACAGCAUUUAUCAGUUUUAGAGUUCCUUUAAUUAUGCAGAUACUUAAUGUCAAAACAUACCAAUAUUAAUCUUUCCACAUUUUGUCAGUUAAAAACUCUUAUUGCAAUGACUUAAUUACUGUAUUAUGUUUAAAACUAGUUUGUUUUGAUCCCCUUGCUAAUUAUCACUGGUAUAAGCCAGAUGGCAACUUAUUUUUGCAUGAUGUUUGUUUGAAAUUUUAUAUUGUUUUACCAUGCCUGACAUUAUAUUUACCAAUUACCAGAAAAGAUUUUUAAGUUUUAAAACAAUCAAUAGAUUAUAAACAUUUGUAAUGUUCAGGAAAUGUACAGGUGUGAUGUCCAGCUGUCAUUGAACAGUACUACAUUAUUUAUGACAUCUUUUCAAAUUUCUAAUGUUUCAAAGUAGGGGAGAAAGUAAAAUCAGUGUAACCUAUUUGAUAUAGAAUCUUCUUUUGUUUGUUGUUAAAAUGUAGAUAAAAUUUGUAAUUAUGGUUUCUCUGCUGCAAAACAUGGAGUUCAGUAUUUUGUGGAAACCUUAUUAAAUAUAGCAAUUUGCUGCUUGUUAAGUUUUCUGUGGUUGUUGGAUAACAAAAAGGCAUAAUGAAAUGUGCCCUUCAGCACCAGAAUAAUAAUGUGCCAUAUUUGAUGUUACAAAACACAAGUGUAAACACUGAUUGCUGCACCUCCAGAAUGAGGGGUCUCUCUUUUCAGAGUUUAAAUGAAAAUUGGGAUAGGGUAAGAUUUGCUGUGAUUAUAUUUCUUAUAGCUCCCUUUUCGGGAGAGGUGAGUCAUACGUAUCUUUGGCUUCAAAAUCAUGUGGUACAAUGCUAUAUUCUGCAUGAGUUGACUAGAACUAUGAUUCUAGAAGUGUGGCAAGUUACAUUGCCCUUUUUAGGUUGGAGCUCAGUGCUAAUCAAUGAUGUAUAUUUGAGGCUCUUAAUCUGCCAUGCUGAUCAAUUUUUCUCUGAUUUGAUCAUGUAACUAAACUCUAAUAUUUGGACAUUUUCAAUGACAAUGUGAAUUUCGUAAGUUCAUCAUCCUUUCCAGAAAAUAAAAUUGGAGUUAUUAUAUUAUAAAAAAGAAACGCCUCCAUUUCUUAAGAAGAAGUGGUAGCAAACUGAUGACAGAACAUUAAUAUCUGUCUUUUUUGGUGUCUUUUUACAUUUUUUUGAUAAUAUUGUCACCUAUCACUAUUCAGUUUCUUUCCUGGUAGUUAUUUCACUCCCAGGCAUUAACAUGGGAAGGUGCUGUCAGAGCUCCAUAAUCAGAUAAUAGUUACUCCUUUUGAUGUAUAUUCCUUUCUUUUAACACGAGUUCCCAUUAGUCAGAAUCAGGUGAUGUGCAGGAAGAAGGCAGUGUGAAGAAAGUAGACAUUCAGUUCAUGUAUAUGGUAUGACGCGAGUAACCUGGAGAAAGAAGUCAAAUGUUCGAAAAUAUUGGGCUGGAAAAUGGAGAGUAUAGUUAACAGUUAGCUUGUAGUGAUUCUUAAAUGUUCAGUUUCACCUGACAAAAAAAUUUAGAUGAGUAUAUAAUGUUAUGAAGAACUCAGUGUGAAGGCUAUGGAAGUAUUUAGUGUCAUGACAGAAUAACAUUCCAGAUGAUAAAUAUUUUUGUAACUUUCUCUCUCGCAUGCAAUGCACUUACAUAAGAAUUCCUGUCUUGAACUCAUUGCAUUUGAUUUAAUUCCGUGUUAGCUAGUUAUAUAUUUUAAAAAUUGUGUAAUUAUUUCCUGUAAUUUGUUAGCGAAAUCUCUGUGUCAGAGGGUUAAUUUAUGAGAGGUAACUAGUAACUUUAUGAGUAAGCAUUACUAGAUGGCAGAGUUUAGAAUAUCAGUAGGCAGCAUACUCCAUAUUUUUGAGUCAUUCCUGUUUAUUAGGAUUUCCUACUGAAUAAUACAAAGUGUAGUCUGAUUAGGACACUGUGCCAUAUAUAUAUAUAUAAUCUAUUAGCAAAAAGAGGGUUGAACAUUUGCAGUUUUACUGUCUACAACACUGUUAUGUCAAACAUCUAAGCAGGUGUUGACAGAAAAAAGGUUGAUCAAGAAUUAUUUAAAAAUUAAAAGGAUUUUCUUUAAUUCAAAAAAUGACAAUCUUCUUGUGAUUGUCAUGUGCUUGCUUUUAGAUCAACAAUGGCAGGUUGAUGAAGCUGCAAGAUUGAAAAUGCAUCUUCAAUAAUUAAACAUUUGUGACUGAAAGCAUUUUUAUUUGUAAUUGAACUUAAUACAUUUACAUUUUUAAACAUCAGCAUAUUCAAUAAAAUGAAGUGAAAGCAUGGUAUUGCAAAGUUAUACUCAGUUUUACUUGCAGAGAAAUUGUAGUUUAUAGACUAUGCAAAAAGUAAACUUGAAAUAUAAUUGACUGUCAGUUUUCAUCAGCCGUAUAUUCAGUGAUAAGAAUGAAUGUAAAUAUAUAGACUGACAUUCACUGCCAUUUUGAAACAUCAUAUAACAGACUUCAUUAUCUACCUCACUAAUAUUUACAAGAGAUGUUCAAACUUGAGUCACUUGUCUCCCAUUUCGCCUGCAGUAAAAUAAUGUAAUAAUAAAAACAGAAAAGUAUUUGCAGUAGGAUAUACAGCACAAAUGCACAUACUGCUGUCAUAAGACUUGAAUAAAAUUGUGGCUGUCUCUGAGAUAAUUUUUCUCUUUAUGUAGAAAUUUUGUUAAUACUUUUUGUGUAAAAAAUAUUUCAGUGAAAUGAGUAUAAGCUUACCUCAUGCAGGAGAUACACAUGGGAGAUUUGUAUUCGUAUUUGAAACCAUGAAGUCAUCCAAAACUAAUACCCAUAGUGAUUACAGUUGACUGACUACAGGAACAAUUGUAUUAAGUAGAAAAUAGUUUCAAACCUGCAAAAGUGACUAAAAUUCUUAAUUUCCUUCACUUCCUGCUGCCUUAGGAAGGGCACUAAUUAAUGCACUGUUGAUGCCCUGUCAACAUUCAUCAUUUUUAUUGAUUAUAAUUUCAUAUGUUAUGGAAAUUGAUAUUGUGCUGUACAAAGGUUUUGUAGCUAAUUAUUUCUUUAAGAUUAAUUUGAUUUACGAAAUUGCAGACUGUUUGCUUGUGAAGCAUGUUCCAUUUAAGUGAUGCUAUUUGUCGGCGUUGUUAUGUAGAUGUAAUCAUAUGUAUGCAGUUGGUAACCAUGUUGUCUGUCUUUUGUGUGAUUAAUGCACAAUAGAUAAAUGUUUCUGGAAAUGCACCAGUUUCUUUAGUGAUAAAUUAUUUUCAGAAAUGCUCAUAAUCAACUGCCAUUUUAAUGAGUCAUAGCCGUAGUUGUAACAUGACUAGAAAUUUUAUCUGAUUGAACUAGUGAAUACCUUCUUACUAUCCUAUAGAGAUUUCACAGUCUCGUUGUACAAACAGUGUCAGUAUUCUAGACUUUAUACUUUCUCCCCAAAAGUUCCAUUAGUUUGCAGUAGCAUGUUCUAAUGUUCCAAUGUCUUAUGUUUGUUCUAGUAAAUGGAAAACUAUUCAGGUGCAGCUGUAAUUGUAGCACACUUUAUGUAGAAUCAUAAAUGUUCAUAUGUAGUAGAUGUGAAGUGAUAGUUCGUUAAGCAUUCAUAUGAAUUUCAGACAUAAGCACUCACUUUUUAUAGUACAGAGGAGGCAGUCCCAUAACAUUUUACCCAAAUGGUCUGACAGUAUAUUCAGUGUGAAAGUAGCAAUGCUUAAUCACUCCCCAUUCCCACCAGACACUUGAAUGAAAGAUUGAAGAAUCUCUGGCUCCCUCAGAAUAUACUAUUGAGGGGCCAAGCUCUGCUUAUGUGGUGAACUUCUAGUUAACAUCCGAAAUAAUUUUCUAUAACUUUGCAAUAUCGUCUGUCACCAGAAAUUUAAUUUCAUGAAGAAAUUUCAUUUCCAGUCAGCUAUAGUACAGACUUUCCUGAUUAUAUUUACAUUGCCUUUGAAAUUAUUUCACCACAUAUGCAGACCAGAUGCACUGCCAGAUCUUUUUUUUUAUGUUUGUGUUAUUUUUAACUAAAAGUUUCGUGUUGUGAUUGUAAUGCAUAUACAGUAUUUUAUUGAAAAUGUAUUUGAGAUGUUAAUAGCUGAUGUUGUUUUUUGAAAAAAACUUAAUUGUUUACCAUUAAAGCUUUAAUGUUGUGUGUACUGUUUUAUAAAAAAAAAAUAGUCAUGUACAUCAUGAAAAUAAAGGAAGCCAGUAACACUGGCAAAGUACAUGAAC
Molecule: messenger RNA, 8191 nt
Organism: Schistocerca gregaria
Lineage: Eukaryota; Metazoa; Arthropoda; Insecta; Orthoptera; Acrididae
Product: zinc finger protein 333-like
Exons: 14
Coding region: 253-2274 (673 amino acids)
Biological process (GO): regulation of transcription by RNA polymerase II
Molecular function (GO): DNA-binding transcription factor activity; RNA polymerase II cis-regulatory region sequence-specific DNA binding
Source: RefSeq, a predicted model, not a curated record